AAGGUAUUCUGUGAUGCAGUUAUUUACUUUGAAUAUAACUCUGUUGCAUAUAUUAAUUACAGUACUGAGAUAGCUGCAAGUUAAAAUGUUGCUCCGAUAGUCGUCUUAACGUGGGAAAUCUCUUAGUGCCCGCACGAUAUUGUGAGCAAAUAUGAUGUCCUCAUCUUCAAAAAUGAUAGAAAAGUUGAAGCAAGGUAUUCAAGGCCUGGAAAAAGUCUCCGAAGUAAAAAAAGAGGGAACCCACGAAAUUUUGCCAUACUUGAUGCAUGACCUCACACCAGCUCUGAUAGAAGAAGCUAGGACCAAACUCAAAGAAACAGAUGAAAUAAGACCAAAAGCACUAGAAGAAUUACGAGAGCUGUUGAAAAAUGAAAAGAACUUGAUUACACCGGUAGAUGAUCUGUUUCUUCUGUCAUUUCUUCGUGCUCGAAAGUUUAACGUGAAAAAAGCUUUCAAACUGAUACAAAAUUACUGGUCUUUUCGGAACGAGUACAGCCAUAUCUACGAUACAGUAGAAACGCAACCGGUACUGGAUAUGCUAUACCGGAAUUGUUUAGGUUUCCUUCCUUACAGAGAUAGGCAAGGUUGCGUCGUAGUGAUCUGCAAAAUAGGCAUGUGGGAUCCUAGUGUGGACACUUACGAAGUGUUAUUUCGUGCAGCGACUGCAAUUCUAAUCCAUUCCAUGCAGCUUCCCGCAACGCAAGUUGCUGGGUAUCGUGUGAUUUUUGAUACCAGAGGUUUAUCAUGGAAGCAGCUAAAAAUGUGUACGCCUUCUAACAUAAUACUCUUAAUACGUUCUACCCAAGUAAGUAGAAUCAGUUUUAUAUUAGUUUAG
This is a messenger RNA of Stegodyphus dumicola, 835 nucleotides long. RefSeq names its product alpha-tocopherol transfer protein-like. Gene Ontology annotation, molecular function: phosphatidylinositol bisphosphate binding. The record is from RefSeq and is a predicted model, not a curated record. Gene Ontology annotation, cellular component: membrane. Lineage: Eukaryota; Metazoa; Arthropoda; Arachnida; Araneae; Eresidae.